UGGCACUUCCGUUUUUGACAGGAAAAUAUAAACACUGUCAAAUAUCAUCAUUUUCCAGUCUACAUAGACAUUUUUGAAGAUAUCUAUACAACAGAUAAGUAUAUAAAUAUCAAAUCAGUUAAAGUUUGAUACAUACAAAUAGAUAUGGACAUGCACGACUGAGUUGAUAACAUUGAAUUUACAAUGGAUGAGAACGAGUCGUCACCACCAGAUAUUGCUGAUCAGAAUGCUCAAGCAAACAUAGUAGACAUCAUCCCUGAACAAGAAGAUGAUGGAGCCUUGCAUUUACAACCAGAAAAUACAGAAUCUGAUUCUUCCGUAGGUGGAGACAGUACUGAGUCACAUCAUGACGAACUUGUUGAAAGUCAACAUUUAAAUUCAAAUGCAGAAGGAAUGGAUACUAAUGCAGAUGACAAUAUUGGGAAUGAUCACAGAGAGACUGAGGAUGAAAAUAAUGAAAAUAUUGAGAAGGAUCCACCUAAGGUUGAAUCAGUUAUUGAAAUUGUGGGAACAUCCAAUAGUAACUGUGCAGAGGAGCCUCCAGAAUGUGACCUAGAACCAGUUGAACCAGAAUGUGAUCAAUCUAGUCUCCCUGACCCUGAGCCAAGUUUUGGUCAAUCAAUUGAUGAGAAUGUUCAAGGUGAGGACAAGGACAAAAAUGCAGUGAACCCAACAGAAGUCAAUGAAAAUGUGAACAAUGUAAGUAAUGAUAAUGAUUCAAAUGUGAGUAAUGAGAUACAAUGUAGUGACCAAGAAAGUGUCAAUGACAAUGAGGAAUCAAGAAAUGGAGAUUUGACUGGUAGACAGUCGCAAACUAAAGAACACUCAGCAAAUGAUCGGAUUGAAGAGACUAAUGAAGCUGUUGAUAUUGAUGCAGACAAUAAGCCAAUGGACUAUGAUGCUCUAUCUGAGGCUCAAAAUGGUGCUAUAACAGACUCUAGUGACAAACCAAAUGCUUUAAAUAUAAGUCCACAAGAGGAAGGUCAUGAAUCAGAAAUUCAUAAUACAAGUCAAGAAGUUAUUACAGAACGUAAUCAGAAACAUUCCAGCUCCACAACUCUAAGUCAAGAUAUUCCAAUACAGAAUGGAAUUCAAGAACAUUUAGAAACUGCAGUCAGUGACAAUAUUCCAAAUUCGAAACAAGCCAUGUUGCAAAGUAAUGAGGCACUGCAUGAUAUUGUACAAAGUGACAAUUUUGAAAUGGAUCACCCUGAAGUCACAUGUGACAUAAAGGAAGCUUCAGUUCAAAAUGAAGAUGCAAAACAAGCCAUAGUGCAGGGAGAAAAUAAUAAACAAGCUGUAGUGCAAAAUGACAGCAUUCAACAAGACAUAGUGCAAAGUGACAA
Owenia fusiformis is the source of this 1346-nucleotide messenger RNA. The record is from the annotation of a GenBank genome assembly. NCBI's taxonomy places the organism in Eukaryota, Metazoa, Annelida, Polychaeta, Sabellida, Oweniidae.